Molecule: messenger RNA, 3427 nt
Organism: Myxozyma melibiosi
Lineage: Eukaryota; Fungi; Ascomycota; Lipomycetes; Lipomycetales; Lipomycetaceae
Product: glycosyl hydrolase family 65 central catalytic domain-containing protein
Exons: 3
Coding region: 264-3269 (1001 amino acids)
Biological process (GO): trehalose catabolic process
Cellular component (GO): fungal-type cell wall
Molecular function (GO): alpha,alpha-trehalase activity; carbohydrate binding
Source: RefSeq, a predicted model, not a curated record
UCUGCAAACGCUUCUUUGCUCGCUACCGUAAACCGUAGACGUCGUCGUUGUCUGCUCUGCUCUUCACUUUCUCUUCUCGGCUCGGCACCGUUGGGAGUUUGCAAAGUUGCUGCAACCAAAAUGUCCGAAUGACAGAAAACUGCAAACCGCAUUCCUUCCUCCACAAACCGUUCUGAUAUCUCUUUCUGAUUUCUUUCUCUUCUUUCCUCUGUAUUGCUCUUAUCAUACCUGCUCGUAAACCAAAUUAUGACAGUCCGGGAAUCAUGCGGCCGUUAGCUAUGUCUCCCCCCGCGCUGUUCGCGCUACUGCUGCUCCUGCUGCCGCACUCUGUUCGCGCUGACCUCUCGCGCCUGCUGCAGACCCAGCUUUUGUCAGAUUCGGAUACAGUCGACGCCGUCACCGGCAAUUCAUCCUAUGACACACACUCAUGGACAUUGUCCACCUCGCGGUUUGCCGAAAACCGCUACCAGAUCCAGCCCUAUGUCUCGAAUGGCUACAUCGGCAUCCGGCUUCCUGUCGAGGGAACCGGCUUCAUCGCCGACUCGGCCGCCUCAAAGUCAGACUCUGAUGACGACGGAAGCGAGACGAACGGGUGGCCGCUUUUCCAGCCCCGGUUUACUGGAGCUUACGUCGCGGGGUUCUACGAUUUACAGGAAAAUACGACGGCGACAAACUACCCGGAACUGCUCGCGCGCGGAGGCGAGUCUGUGAUCUCGACAGUGCCGGUCUGGUCCUCGCUUUUUGUCUCUGCGCACGGUGAUCUCUAUUCGCCAGGAUCAGUCGACUCGUCGCGGGUGAAAAAUUAUACACAGUCGAUGAGUCUGAAAGAUGGUGUCGUAACCACGCGGCUUAAAUGGCUUCCGCGGGCAAACGAGUCGCUCGCUAUAUGGCUCGAGUACGAGGUUAUCGCACACCGAGAGAUUCCGACGCUGGGAAUGGUGCAAUUGAAGAUGAGCUCUGUUGUCGCGACCGAUGUGGUCGUGGUCGAUGCGCUCGAUGCCUCUGGAUCGUUCCGCACCAUCCAUCUCGAGUCGAAUUUCUCGUCUGUCGACGGGACCGGCAUGUGGACCGGCGUGAGACCGUAUGGACUUAAAUCUGUUUCGGCAUACGAGUACUCGCAUCUCGAAUUCAGCGACGAGAACCGUGUGAAUUUUUCAACGCGCGCGACGAGUAAUGGGUAUCAUUCGAUCAAAGACUACCCGGGCACCGUAUCGCAGCAAUUCCGCAUCAGCCUUGAUCCAGGCGAGACGUUCACCGUGCACAAGUAUGUUGGAAUUGCCUCGUCAGACGCAUAUCGCAGUCCCAAGCGCGCGGCAGCUUAUACGGCACGUGUGGCGGCUACGAUCGGAUGGCGACUGGCAAAGGCGGAUCAUAGUCUGGGAUGGAAACGGCUGUGGGACGACAGCGAUAUAGUGCUCCACGACGAGGACCAGGAAGAGUUGCAGAUUGGUGUGCGUGCUUCGCUUUUUCAUUUGUUGAGCGCGGUCAGAGACGGGAGUGAACCUGGCGGGCGGGGGGAUAAUUCGGUUACUGUUUCGGGGUUGUCUUCUGAUUCGUAUGGCGGCAUGGUUUUCUGGGAUGCCGAUACGUGGAUGUUCCCGUCUUUGAGUGUUCUGCACCCUUCCCACGCCAGCUCGAUUACAAAUUACCGCCAAAAAAUUCACAACAUGUCGGUCGUCAACGCAGAGUCUUACUCUCUCCCGGGCGCACUAUACUCAUGGACCUCGGGUCGUUUCGGCAACUGCACCGCCACUGGACCCUGCGUUGACUAUGAAUAUCACAUCAAUGUCGACGUAGCCCAGGCGCAGUGGACGCAGUUCCUACUCAGCAACAGCACGGACUGGCUGAGAAGUAAAGGGUGGCCGAUCAUCCGCGACGCUGCAGAUAUGUUUGCGGGGCUCGUGGUGGCUAAUGGGAACAGCAGUGCGUACUACUUAAACAACAUCACUGAUCCGGACGAGUACGCAAACCAGGUCGACAACGGUGCGUUCACGAACGCGGGAAUAGCAAAGCUCAUGAACUGGGCUCGGCGCGCGGCGUCGGUCCUUGGCGAGGACGCGAACGAAAAGUGGGCGGACGUCGAGGAGAAGAUAUACAUCCCUGUCGAUCGGAGCGCGGACAUCGUGCUCGAGUUUUCGGGCAUGAACGGGUCGGCGGAGGUUAAGCAGGCUGACGUGGUUAUGCUGGAUUAUCCGCUGGAGUAUAGUAGUACUUUUCAGCAGAGCUUGAAUAAUCUUGAUUUUUACGCCAUGGCGCAAAGUCCGGACGGCCCAGCGAUGACGUGGGCUAUUUUUGCUAUCAACGCAGCCGAGCUAUCGCCCUCCGGCUGCGCAUCCUACACCUACCUUCUAUCGAGCUCGCAGCCAUACCUGCGCGCACCGUAUUACCAGUUCUCCGAGCAGCAAGCAGACGACAUCAGAGAGAACGGGGGCACGCAUCCGGCGUUUCCGUUCUUGACCGGGCAUGGCGGGUUCUUGCAGGUGUUUACGCAUGGGUUUACAGGGUUUAGAGCGCGCGAGGAGGCUUUUCAUCUCGAUCCGAGCUUGCCGCCGCAAUUGGGUGAGGGCGGAUAUACAGUCUCGGGGAUGAAGUGGAGGGGCAAUGUUUUUGACGUCACGGUCGCGCUGAACGAGACGACUGUUGUAUUACGGAAUAGCAGCGAGAGCAGCACAGCCGCGAUAGAGAUCGGGUCCGGGGAGAUGAAGGGCCGCUACGAGAUCUCGGCAGGCGAGUCGCUAACGGUGCCAACGCGGCGGGCAGAUCAGAACGGCACACUUGUGGCUGGGAACCUUGCGCAGUGCCAGCCCGUGCAGGCGAAUAGUACGUGGGUGAAGGGCCAUUUCCCGGUGUCGGCGGUCGACGGUUCGAUUUCGACGUCGUGGCGGCCGGCGACGCGCAAGCCGAGCGCGCUGGUGAUUGACUUGGGAGAGGAUAGGCAGGCGACGAACGUGAGCGCGGUGGAGUUUAAUUGGGGACGCGUGCCGCCUGCGAAAGUGAGCGUGCGCACGUAUGGUGCUGGGGACUGGCAGGGUACGAUAGACGAGGACGACGGUAGUGCGUACCAGGUGUUCAACGUGACGGUGUCGGCGCCGUACAGCGAGGCCGAGGCGCAGAGGGUUGGGUUGCGGGUGGGCAACACGACGCGGGCAGAGCUGGAGGAAGCGCGGCCUGCGCGGUGGGUGGUUGUCGUGGUGGAGGGCAGUCUCGAGGCCGAGGACUUGUCUGGCUCGGGGCCCGGGGCGACAGUUGCUGAGGUAGCAAUUACGUAAACUGACGGCCGCAGCCACUCAGGCACGGCUUAGGUACCGGCUUGCGAGCGUACCGGGUACUGGCUGAGGCAGCGCCACGAGCCCCCGUCUUUUGCGUUGUCAGCAGGAAGCUUCCUGGGUUUUAAUAAUAAAUCGCUUCUGUCCACUUGGCCGCGCCG